AAAAAAAAAACCGACGACACCUGGCGACCCGGCAAUUCUCCUGCCAACCCAUCCCCAGAAAAAAAAAAAAAAAAAAACGAGAGAAAAAAAAAACUCACACCCUUAACAUCCGGCGCUUAUAGUGACCUUGAGAAUUAUCCCUCCCUGUAUCCGACGCGCUUAUCUUCAAAGACGACAACGGCGUGAAAUUUUGCAAUCGAGCUUUUCACCUGCCGCCAUAGCCCGAUCCCGUACAAAGGCAAAAAAAAAAUUUGACGCGACAAGUCCCGUAAACACCGGGCCCCAAACAACGCAAGUCAGCUUCAAUUCCAGAAGCCCACCGUCGUCAGCCGCUGCACCACAAAGUAGCAAAGACUCCCCCCACACCAGCACUGUUGCCUUCGCCGGCUUCAGCUUUUUUCGACGACGCAAUCCCAAAGCGAUUUUCCCGCCGAGCGCGCAUCAUCGAUUAUUUGCAUCCUAGGAGGGGACAACGAAUCCUCACGGUUUUUAUCGCGGCAACAGCAACAAAUAGCAGCUUCUACCGUCGCAGCCCGUUGGAGGUGUUCUGCAUCUUGAGGCCUUCGUGAGCCGCACCCCAGGGACUUUAGUCUCGACCAUUGCUCGCGGCCGGCCGAUUGACAGAGAGGGUGUGUUUGGUGAAGAGAGAAGAACCGAUACUGACACACUCGUGCGGAUCACUCCGACCGAGGCUGCCGUCUGUAAAAGCGGCACUUAAAUUUCCCCAGACCUACGACCACCCGCCAGCUCAGUGGUCGGCGUGAACAUCGAAAUGGCGGAUCAACACGACGUCGACCUCGACUCGAUUAUCGACCGUCUGCUCGAGGUCCGAGGCAGCCGCCCGGGAAAGCAAGUCCAGCUUCUCGAAGCUGAGAUUAGAUACCUGUGCACCAAGGCCCGGGAGAUUUUUAUCUCACAGCCUAUCCUGCUUGAACUCGAAGCUCCUAUCAAGAUUUGCGGCGAUAUACACGGGCAGUACUAUGACUUGCUGAGACUUUUUGAGUACGGCGGUUUCCCCCCGGAAGCCAACUACCUGUUCCUCGGUGACUACGUUGAUCGUGGCAAGCAGUCCCUGGAGACUAUUUGCCUUUUGCUCGCGUACAAGAUCAAGUACCCGGAAAACUUCUUCAUCCUGCGCGGCAACCACGAGUGUGCCUCAAUCAAUCGUAUCUACGGCUUUUACGAUGAGUGCAAGCGUCGGUAUAACAUCAAGUUAUGGAAGACAUUCACCGACUGCUUCAACUGCCUCCCGAUCGCUGCCAUCAUUGACGAGAAGAUCUUCACCAUGCAUGGCGGCUUGAGUCCGGACUUGAACUCCAUGGAGCAGAUUCGCCGUGUUAUGCGCCCGACGGACAUCCCCGACUGCGGCCUGCUAUGUGACCUACUUUGGUCCGAUCCUGACAAGGACAUUACUGGCUGGAGCGAGAAUGACCGUGGUGUUUCGUUCACCUUUGGUCCCGACGUUGUUUCGCGAUUCCUGCAGAAACACGACAUGGACUUGAUCUGCCGUGCCCACCAAGUCGUCGAGGACGGAUACGAGUUUUUCUCGAAACGACAACUGGUAACUCUGUUCAGCGCACCCAACUACUGUGGCGAGUUCGACAACGCGGGUGCCAUGAUGUCCGUGGACGAGAGUUUGCUGUGCUCAUUCCAGAUUCUUAAGCCAGCUGAGAAGAAACAAAAGUUCGGACGCGGUCGCUAGUUUGGUGCUCGACGACUCUCAACACGAGGACACCCACACCUCAACGAUAAAAUUUCUCCGUCUUCCACAACGGCCAGCCGUGGGACCUUGGCCAUCUGUCAUCAACUUUUCCUGAACUUGUCUGUUUAACAUCAUUCUUGUUUUUUUGAGACUCGCAACAGGGCCCUGCAUUAAAUCGCCGGUUCCGAUCAGCUUUCCUUGGCGCAUCACGCCCGACUCAACUUUCACAACGUCGAUCUCCCUCUAAUGAGCAACGCAGCCCACGCAUCUGCUGUUGUGCUUGGGCGGAAAGUGUACUGGGUUGCUUUUCUGUCGCAUCCUGUUGCAUUUUUAGUGGCGGAUGGAUGAAACGGAGUCAAUAUACAUGUCGGAAUGGAUUGAAUGUGUUUCCAAGGGGAAAAUCGCCUCUUAUUUACACAGGGUUCCUGCGGUGUCUGGAGGGUACGGGUGGUCGGGAUGCGCCUGGGUGAAUCUUCAGUGAGCAGGAAUAUAGAUAACGAUCCUCCCUUUGAUCAACGACGACGAUUAUGAUUUCCGCUGCAACCCUCGAUCACCAUCAUAACCGAUGAAUAUGCCAAGAUUAAUGGAUCUAUU
Messenger RNA from Pyricularia oryzae 70-15, 2296 nucleotides. Its product is annotated as serine/threonine-protein phosphatase PP1. The record is from RefSeq and is a predicted model, not a curated record. The transcript has 6 exons. Gene Ontology annotation, molecular function: protein serine/threonine phosphatase activity. Gene Ontology annotation, cellular component: nucleus; cytoplasm. Lineage: Eukaryota; Fungi; Ascomycota; Sordariomycetes; Magnaporthales; Pyriculariaceae. The coding region runs from base 773 to 1702 and encodes 309 amino acids.